AUGGCCCCGUUGGAGGACGGCUGCCAGGCCAGUCGUAAGUGGGCGCACGGCCAAGUCUCGACUCUCGUGACGAUCACGACAUUCCACCCAGGUGAAGCUCCUCGGUUCGCCGUUGUGUGGAGCGGAUCGGGUCCUGGGGAAAGGGAGCUCCAUCUGGCCACCAACGGCUGCGGAGAAUGGGACUCCGUCCGGAUUCUGGGGUUAUCUUGUUUUCGCUUCUUUCUCGCUUUCGAGUGGUCCCGCCGGCGCAGAUGCGCAUCCCGUACCCUCCAAGUCCAAUCCCGGCUCCGCGAGACGGACGUUGCCCAGACUGCCAAGCGUGGAGCUUCGAAGUUCAAAUGGCUCAGCGAGGGAACGGGAUGCUCGACUUCCUCGCCUUCUUCGCCGCUCCACGGUUGGAGGCGGGUUACGGAGGAGGAGUGGCUCGAUCCAUUCACUCCCCGCCUGCACCAACCCCAUUCUAAUUCCGUUCACGAAUGUGCCUGGGCGAUGGUUGGCCAAUUAUCCACGAGAACCUCUGCUACAGAAUGCAGUGACUUAAGGGAUCUUCCCCAUGUAACCCAAGACCCGGCCGCUCAUGAAAGCGGGCGCUGA
Coccidioides immitis RS is the source of this 594-nucleotide messenger RNA. RefSeq lists its product as uncharacterized. The transcript is spliced from 5 exons. The record is from RefSeq and is a predicted model, not a curated record. Bases 1 to 594 code for a protein of 197 amino acids. NCBI's taxonomy places the organism in Eukaryota, Fungi, Ascomycota, Eurotiomycetes, Onygenales, Onygenaceae.